UCUGCCCCACAGAUGGCUUCUGCAAAUGAUACCCGGCAGGCGCCUAAAGAUGCCGCUGACCAGAAUUUUGACUACAUGUUUAAGCUGCUGAUCAUCGGCAACAGCAGUGUGGGGAAGACCUCCUUUCUCUUCCGAUACGCGGACGACUCUUUCACCUCGGCCUUUGUGAGCACCGUGGGCAUCGACUUCAAGGUCAAGACUGUAUACAGGAAUGAAAAGAGAGUCAAGCUGCAGAUCUGGGACACCGCCGGCCAGGAGCGAUACCGGACCAUCACCACCGCCUACUACAGGGGAGCCAUGGGUUUCCUUCUGAUGUACGACAUCUCCAAUCAGGAGUCGUUCAGCGCCGUUCAGGACUGGGCAACUCAGAUCAAGACGUACUCCUGGGACAAUGCUCAGGUGAUCCUGGUCGGGAACAAGUGUGAUCUGGAGGACGACCGAGUGAUUCCCACCGAGGAGGGCAAGCGGCUGGCUGACGAGUUAGGGUUUGAGUUCUUCGAGGCCAGCGCCAAGGACAACAUCAACGUCAAGCAGGUCUUUGAGCGCCUGGUGGACAUCAUCUGCGAGAAGAUGAACGAGAGCCUGGAUGGCAGCCCGGGCUUGGCGGGCGGCAACCACAAGACCCCGGCCCUCAGCGAGGCCCCUCCGGCCCCGUCCAGCGGCUGCUCUUGCUAG
Molecule: messenger RNA, 675 nt
Organism: Euleptes europaea (tarantolino)
Lineage: Eukaryota; Metazoa; Chordata; Lepidosauria; Squamata; Sphaerodactylidae
Gene: RAB3D
Product: RAB3D, member RAS oncogene family
Exons: 4
Coding region: 13-675 (220 amino acids)
Biological process (GO): protein localization to plasma membrane; regulation of exocytosis; protein secretion
Cellular component (GO): synaptic vesicle; plasma membrane; endosome
Molecular function (GO): GTP binding; GTPase activity
Source: RefSeq, a predicted model, not a curated record